CGUACAUACUGUGAAUAUUUUCACAUUUUCCGUGACUUUUCGCACGUAAUUUGAACAUUUAUGAAAAAUAUUUUUAUUUACUGUGUAAAGUAGUGUUAAAGGAUUACUGUGAUAUUCUAAAUACUGGAUCGUUCACAAUAACGUAGAUUUUGGUGAGUGCGUCAGUCAGUGAUGGGGGUGUCACGCGGACGCAGCUCGGCGGCGAGAUGAGCGCGCCGCCCUCGGCCGCCGAGGCUCUCUCGUCUCUGCUGUGGCAGCCCUACGAUUGUCGCUCGCCGCCUUUCUCGCGCUCCCGCACGGACGGCGCUCUCUCGCGCGCGGGCGUGUGGUCCGUGCAGCUGGCGGGGCACCAGUCGCCCCCCGGCGGUCGACAUGCGCGCGCGUCGUUCCACGUUCCCUCCCGCCACGAGAUGCGGCUGCCCGUGCCGGCGCCUCAGCUGCGGAAGUCUGAUUCUGUGUCCGUCCGAGUGCCCGGCGAGCCCAGCGAGUGCAAUGUGAACAUAGUGCAGGUGCAGGCUCCCGGCAUGCCCGAGCCGGACGCGGGGCGCAGUGUGGUGAGCGCCGAGUGCCAGACGGAGGAGCCGGCCCGCCGCCGACGAGCUCGUCGUGGACGUCCGCCCGCCCCACCGGCCUGUGCGCCUCCGCCGCCCUACACCACCCUGCCGCACCUGCACGCCAUGCCCGUGCCGGUGCCGGUACCUCAACCUGCGUCCGUCAUCACACCGCAUCCGCCAGCACCGAGGUUCCCCUUCCAGCCAGUUCCACUCAGAUCAGGAAGAGCGGCUGCAUAUGCGUGUUCAGAAGGUGAAGGGAACCCGCCGAAGUCGUGCUGCGGGAGACCGCCGUUGAGAUUGUGCGUGCUGUUCCUCGGAGUAGUGGGGGCCUGCCUGGUGGCGGCGGGGGCGGUACUCGGAGCUCUCAGACCUCAUCCCAAAGCACCGCUCACGUUAUUACUUUUAAUGAUAGGAAUAGGGGUGGUAUUGGUGACGGCGGCAGGUCUGGCGUGGCGGCUGGGAGCCCGCGACGCGCACUGUGCCCUGCUGGGGUUGAGGAGAUCCUCCUGCAGGCGCCUGGUGCCUCGGCUGCCCCCCAGCUAUGCCCGGCCUCACCACCCGUACGCCGCCAUGCUCUAUCCAGAGUUCCAUUACAGACCCCCACCGCCUACAUACCAAGCGUCUAUGCAAGAGUACAGGCUCAGGUUACUUCUCCUUGACAGAAGUGCGCCCGCGGUAUCACCGCCGCCGACCUACAGAUCAAACUCAGCAAGUCUAGUCAGAGGCACAACAGGAGCAACAUGGUGUGGGUCUGAAUACAGCGGUCCCCCCUCGUACCGCGCCCCUCGCACCGAUCCGCCUCUCGUCACAGACAACCCCCCUCUGCCCACCGACGACCUGAAGUACGCGGACAACACCAUACAGUCCCUGCCGCCAAACGAACAGGAGAAAGACCCGGACGAGCACCUGGUGACCAUCGUGCACACCGACCAUCAGCCCGUGAUCGUCACCGUGUCUGGCUCCAGUGCCCUCAACGACACCCUCACGCCACCCACGGAGAUCGACAUCCUCGCUCACUUAUAAGAACUCACUUAAUGGAGUGGACAACGAAAGGACUUUCGAGUGUUGUGAACAACUAUUAAGCAAACGAUCGAAGAUUGGGACGAGUGCUUUCAAAUAGAAAUUCAUUGGUGCCCUUUUAUGAAGUGAUUUGUGUGAUGUAUCGUUUAAGGAGACAUAUGAUUGAGUAUUUACCUAACAGGAGACGACUCGAGUGUUAUCCUCUGUAUUCUAAUGUUGUAUCAGAGGGCGAGAUGAUUCACUUGAUCGUAUGUGUGCCCGCCCAGUGGUUUCUCAACUUCAACUCUUACAUCAGAAAUGAGUAGAAAGUAAAAAAAUAGACAUCAAAGGUUAGCGCAAUCACUAUAAGCUUAUUUUAUUCUGUGUACAUUUAUAUGUAAUGUCUUGUAUAAAUGAUGGCCCAAACAAGUGACAUCAACAGUCUUACUUUCAUUAUGUCCGUCUGAUACAGAUUAUCGCUAAAAGAAUGCGGUUUUUGUGCUCUGCCAUACAUGUCAUCUCCUUUCACGUAAAAACUAGCAGUAACUAUAAUAUUUAAUCACAAAAUUACGAAUUACAUGUCCAAUUAGUUUGUUUCCAGCACUUUAUAUAUGUAGAUAUUAUUGUAAAUAAAACUGUUUUCGUGUUAAUUUAACGUGCCGUGUAUAUAAGAUACAAAUAUAAAUAUAGUAUUAAUACUAAACUAUAAUCAUUGCGAAAUAUUAAUACCAAAACUCACCAUAACGUACAACUUGUUUGUAACAGCUAAUGUGCCUAUACCUACCCAACGGUAUGAAUCUUCGUAAAUUAUUCCAAAUAUAUUUAGGUAAGUUUAAUUAAGGUCAGUUGUUAAAAAAACAUUUUAAAAUAUCAUUUACAUUUAAUUAUCUUACAUUAUACUUUUGUAAUUGAAAUGAUGCAGUUGAAAUUUUAAAAAAUGCAAUGUUUUUUCAAAAUUUAUAAUGUAAACAAAACCCAGUGUGUUUUAGGAUCACACGACAGAUAAAUUGAAAGCUUAUAAUGAAAUAAAUGGGUGGAGUAAAUCACAAAUAUUUAUUUCUGUUUGAUAUUCAUAGCAAUUGACUGAACCUAAACAACUGUUACGUAGCCUAGUGUGACAGCUCAGUCAUACCGACAAAAUAGAAUCCUCGGAGUGCCUAAAAUAAUUUUCCACCUCAUUAACAAGAUAGGUUGCGAUCCACAUCUAUCCGAAGGUAUUUAAGUUAAGGGCCUUUGAUGGUAGUUGUGGAGUUAUAAUAAACUUCAUGAGUGAAUAAAAACAAAAGAGUAAUGUCGCUAUUUAAACAGAAUAUAAUGAUUUCUAUAAAACCUAAGAUUUAUGAGUAUUUAUUGCGUUGUUAGUAGUUCCAUAAUAGUUUUUAUUUUUAUUUAAUUAACUAUUAUAGUGGUGAGUUAUAUAACAGUUUUGUAAUAGUUAUUCAAUCACAUACAAUGUACCUUUUGACGUGUUUACAGUUUGACGAUGUAGUUACUAGAUUGCUAAAGUUGUCAAGAGUAUCGUUAAACGUAAGUUAUCGUAUUAAAUUGUAAUAUUAUAGAUAUUAUGAGACAUCUCUCAUAGAUGUGUAAAUAACGUUAUGUGUAACAUAUAAGAAAAAUAAAAUCUUUACCUAAAAA
Molecule: messenger RNA, 3191 nt
Organism: Leptidea sinapis
Lineage: Eukaryota; Metazoa; Arthropoda; Insecta; Lepidoptera; Pieridae
Product: MAGE-like protein 2
Exons: 6
Coding region: 207-1577 (456 amino acids)
Source: RefSeq, a predicted model, not a curated record